AUGGCAACGUCUAGAAUUUUUAUCAAAGGCUUACCGCCUAGCCUAACAGAGGCUGAACUUCGCAAACACUUUUCUGGCAAAGACCGCGAAAUUACGGAUGUCAAACUCAUCCCGCAACGACGCAUUGGCUAUGUUGGCUACAAAUCACCAGAAGAAGCCACAAAGGCUGUCAAGUAUUACAACAAAACAUAUAUCCGUAUGUCUAAGAUUUCUGUCGAACCAGCACGACCUAUCUCAGACCGUGUUUUGUCCAAGGGCGAACCCAGCUCGGCCGCGUCCCAUUCUACCGUGAAAGGUCCUGGGAGCCAGCCGCCUGCUGCGGAGUCCGACUCUGCUAGCAAGAAGAGAAAGCGAGAAGAAUCGGGCAAGACUGACUCGAAGCUCCAAGAGUUCCUUCACGUCAUGGGGUCCGGCAAGGAAAAGCUGAUGGCUGAUGAGACAUCUGUCGAGACAGGCGCCCCGCUAACACUGUCUGGGCAAGGCGGUGUCCCAGAAGGCGAGAGCGAUGACGAGUAUGAGGAGGUGCCGAAGAGACAAGAGAAGCAGCGCAAGGUUGAACACGCCAGUGCCGAAGCUGCCCAACAACGUCUUGUUGCUGCGGCCGGUCCGGUGGUGGCGAAGGAUGCAACCAUGGAAACUGGAGAUGCUCCGAACGACGCCGCCCUUGGUAGCGCAGAAGAACCGAAUGUGGCCGACAAGGAUGCUACCGAUGAUGAUUGGUUGCGAUCGAGGACGAACCGUCUCCUUGACCUGGUUGAUCCCGACGAUUUGCCCAAAUCUCAGCCAUCCUCCGAUGCAAAGGGUGGCCUUACCCAACAGGCUGGAACUGCUGCAGAUGUACUACCAACACACCAUGUCGUGGCUGAGGCAGAGUCUUCUGACACACCCCAGCCCCCUGCAGCCGGCAAAGAGAAAGAGUCUCCUGUUGAGGCAAUCUCUCGAACGGCUAGGCUAUUUGUGCGUAACCUCGCCUACUCGGCAACGGAGGAUGAUCUCCGUGACUGUUUUGAAAAGUUCGGCACUGUCGAAGAGGUUCAUUUACCAGUGACAGCGGCUGGAACCAAAAAAGGCUUCGCCUUGGUGUUAUUCACAGACUCAUCUGACGCGGUUGCCGCAUUCCAAUCCAUGGAUGGCACCACGUUUCAGGGGCGGCUGCUGCAUAUCAUUCCAGCGGAUGCUAAAAGGGACCAUGGGAUUGAUGAAUUUGGAAUGUCAAAUCUCCCAUUGAAAAAGCAGAACCUGAUUCGAAAGAAGAAGGAGGCUGCGUCAACCACGUUUAACUGGAAUUCUCUCUUUAUGAACCAGGACGCUGUCAACGCCUCUGUGGCCAGCCGACUAGGUGUUUCAAAAUCCGAGCUGCUGGACCCCACGUCGGCCGACGCCGCCGUCAAACAGGCCAUUGCGGAAACAACAGUCAUCCAGGAAACGAAGGCCUUCUUCGUAGCCAAUGGUGUGGAUCUAGGCGCAUUCAAGUCUACUAAGCGUGGCGAUACGGCCAUCCUUGUCAAAAACUUUCCAUAUGGCACCACCUUGGAGGAACUCCGCAAACUGUUUGAGGAGUUUGGCCAAGUGCUCAAGGUUCUGAUGCCCCCCACGGGUACUAUUGCAAUUGUGCAAUUCGCCCAAGCAAACCAUGCCAAGGCGGCGUUUGGUAGUCUUUCCUACAGACGAAUCAAGGAUAGCGUCUUGUUUCUGGAAAAGGCACCUAAGGACCUGUUCAUAGGGGAGCAUGCCACGCAGGUGAAUUUGCCGGCGGAACAAAAGGCAGCGAACCAAAAGCUUAACGUGAACGACCUGCUGUCCAGCGGUGAUAAGGCGGAAGAAGAGGUGGAGACGACGUCGCUGUUUAUCCGCAAUUUAAACUUCACCACAACGACUAGUAAGCUAGCCGAAGCUUUUCAGUCGCUGGACGGGUUCCUCUCCGCUCGAGUUAAGACGAAGAUGGACCCGAAAAAGCCUGGACAAACGCUUAGCAUGGGCUUUGGCUUUGCUGAGUUUCGCUCCAAGGCCCAGGCUCAGGCUGCGCUUAAAGUUAUGGAUGGCUACGUUUUGGAGAAUCACACGCUCACCGUAAAGGCUUCGCACAGAGGCCAGGAUGCCGCCGAAGAACGACGGAAAGAAGACCAGGCAAAGAAGGCUGCAGCCCAGCGCACCAAGAUUGUGGUCAAGAACCUGCCGUUCCAAGCCACCAAGAAAGACAUUCGAACUUUGUUCAGUACCUAUGGUCAAUUACGAUCUGUCAGACUGCCUAAGAAGGCGGACUUUACUUCUAGAGGCUUUGCAUUUGCCGACUUUGUAACGCCGCGUGAGGCAGAGAAUGCGCUCAAUGCACUUAAAGACACCCACUUACUGGGUCGACGCCUGGUCUUGGACUUUGCUGAGGCGGAGGCACUGGACGCUGAAGAGGAGAUUGAGAAGAUGCAGCGCAAGGUGGGAGGUCAGGCACAUAAGGUAGCCCUUCAGCAAUUAACUGGAGGAGGGAGAAAGAGAGUAAAUAUUGGCAACGAAGACGAGGAGAUGGAGGAAUGA
Messenger RNA from [Torrubiella] hemipterigena, 2529 nucleotides. Lineage: Eukaryota; Fungi; Ascomycota; Sordariomycetes; Hypocreales; Clavicipitaceae. The record is from the annotation of a GenBank genome assembly.